Molecule: messenger RNA, 378 nt
Organism: Seminavis robusta
Lineage: Eukaryota; Bacillariophyta; Bacillariophyceae; Naviculales; Naviculaceae
Source: the annotation of a GenBank genome assembly
AUGCCUGAUAGUGGUAUCCCAGACUUUAUUGUUAUCCCCAGUUUGCCACUCAUGGACGACAGUACCUCGAGGCACCGAGCGAGAGACAUGACUUCUGGGGCCAAUGCUCAUACCGCAAGGGAACAAACCAGCACAAUGGAGAUGUCGGCUUCUUCCAGCACGAGAUGGUCAGAUCGUGUGGACCAGAAUUCCAGUAGCAACAUUGAUCGAAGCCCAGCUCCACCACGACGAUGCCUAAUAUGGGAUGAAUCCCUGUGUGAUCCGUCUCCACCAAAGAAGCCACAGCGUGACUCUCCAGAAGCAAAAGCGAUGCAGGACUGCAUUGAACCACCAAUGCUACAACAAAGAAGUGUUGGCCGUUCGUCCAAUGCCCCAUGA